GAUAAAAAAUGACAUAAAUAAACGCAUAAAACUGUCAAUCCCCCAAAAUUAGAAGGGAGGGCAAGUUAUCAAGAUGGCCUAAUAGCACAAUGUUUGUAAACACACAGAAUGGAGGGCGAGGAGGGAGGGCCGCCCGCCGAGCCUCUGAGAAGAAAGGCGGCUACAGAGGCUACUAUAAACAUGAGCAAGAGAAAUGCCACCAGAAUGAAGAGAGUUUCGUCAAUCCUGCGCAAGAAGAAUGACUCGCUCACACUGGACGACCGACAGGUGCUGGAGGAGAAUGCUGAGCUGGUGGAGGAGUACCACAAGAGGCGGCAGAAGAGAGCAAUGUGGCAGUCACGUAAGACAGAGCAGGAGGACACAGCUGAGGUUCUCCAGGCUAAGUGUGAGGAGCUGGCCCAGGCAAUCCAUGACUCAGAGUUCCUGGUGGCGUACACAGGCGCUGGCAUCUCCACGGCAGCUUCCAUUCCUGAUUAUCGCGGCCCCAAUGGUAUCUGGACUCGCCUGCAGAAGGGACAGGACAUCGGGCACCACGACCUCUCAGCUGCCGAGCCGACCCUGACGCACAUGGCCCUCUCAACCCUCUACCAGCAAGGCAUUGUGCACCAUGUUGUCUCCCAGAACUGUGACGGCCUGCACCUGCGCUCUGGCCUGCCCAAGUCUGCACUGUCGGAGGUGCAUGGGAAUAUGUACAUUGAGGUGUGCAUCCACUGUGUGCCAGCAAGGGAGUAUGUGAGAACCAUGGACGUAACAGAGAAGACCUCCACCUUCAAGCACACCACCGGCAGGCGCUGCUACAGGUGUGGUGAGCCGUUAAUUGACACCAUUGUGCACUUUGGGGAGCGAGGGCGGCUGCGGUGGCCCCUCAACUGGCAGGGUGCUUGUCAGGCUGCCAAUGCGUGUGACACCAUCCUCUGCCUCGGCUCCAGUCUCAAGGUGCUGAAGAAGUACCCUUGGCUGUGGCAGAUGGGACGCUCCCCAAAGAAGAGACCAAGACUGUACAUUGUCAACCUGCAGUGGACACCCAAGGAUAAGGAUGCCACUCUCAAGAUUAAUGGCAAGUGUGAUGAGGUGAUGGCAAGGGUGAUGAAGGCUCUGGGAUUCAAGUUACCACGUUACUCCAAGGCUAGUGACCCAAUCUUCACCCUGGCCACUCCCCUGCACCCUGCUGAGGCCAACACUGCCUCCCGUGCCUGCCUUGUACCACCACAAGAGGGAGAUGAGGAAGAGGAGGAGGAGGAGGAAGAGGAGGAGCUGGAUGUGGAGAAUAUGGAUGAAAAUAUGGAUGAAAAUGUGGACGAGAAUGGUACUGAUGGGCAUAAGGAUGAAGAAAGAUUGGAGGAAGCGUCACAGAACAGAGAGGAGAGUAGGAAGAGGAAACUGGAUAAGAUAGAGAGCACAAAGAUUGAAGUGAAGGAGGAGAAGUGUGAGGUGAAGGAGGAGAGUAAGGAGGAUGUGAAGCCUAUUAAUGGACUCCACAUGCCCUGGGAAACUGAAAAACUGCUCGUUGGUCGCAGCGAAGAUGGCGUGAGUGAACCCAAGUACUUGAAAACUGAAGAUACUGAUUGUGAGAGCAAACCACUGCUGGAGGCUAAGGAGGAGUUGAAGGAGGAGGUUAAGGAAGAGGUUAAGGAGGAGAAGGAGGAGGAUCUUGUGCCUGAGAUCAAGGAGGAGGUGGAGGAGGUGGAAGAUGUGAAGGAUAUGGAGACUCUGAGUGACACGGGGAGUCGGGAGUUUGACAUGGAGACUGACACAGCAGCAGAGACCAGCCUGAAGGAUGAGGAGCAGGAGGAGGCAGGGCAGCAGGGCACCACAGAUGAUGAGGUGAAGAGUGAGGCCAUGGAUAGUGACGGCGAUGAUGGCGAUGAUGGUGAUGACGGUGACGAUGGUGAUGAUGGUGAUGCUGAAGAGGACUUCCACACAUCUGACAUGGAGGGGGAGCCUUGGGAACACAUGCCAGACACCGACAUUGACAUCACCGACAUUACAUCCCCUAAGAGCAGUGUCAGUUGCUGCUCCGACUCUGAAUCAAGUGAGAAAGGAGAGGACUGUCACACUGAGGACUCUGACACGCCAGAGCAGACCAAGGAGAACCAAGUGGACUAUUUUAAGCUUGCCUAUGCGUCCACAAACGUCCAGAUGGCUCGGCAGGGACAGGCGCUCUUGAAGCAGAAUGAUUUUUAUGGCACCGGCCUCUGCAUCAGGUCCUUCGUCAACUACCCCAAGGCCGGAGUGAAGGUAGCGGGUGGCGGGUGCAGCCGAGAGGUGCUCAAGGGUCCAAGGAAAAGAGAGUGUGAGGCGCGGAGUGAAGUGUCUGUCCCAGGUUUCGAGAAUCAUGAUGGCUCUAGUCUUCCCAGUGUACUUCCCGGCCACUGCCAGUCCUCAGAGGCCCUCAGCUCCAGUGACAGUAGUGAGGGCCCCUGUGAGUGUGUGAGUCAGGUGUUGUCCUCUUCCAGUGGUGGUGGUGGUGGUGGUGGUGGUGGUGGUGGUGAUGAUGGUGGUGGUGGUGAGUCCCGUUCUAGCUGUAGCAAGUGUAAAGGUCGCGACAAGUCUGGCGGAUCUGUCUCCCCUGAUGUGGUGUCUGUGGUGAGCAGUGUGGUGGAGGUGGGCACGCUGGACAAGGAGAAACUCAGUGAGCCAUGCGUCAAGGACACCAGUGAGUCGGGGAAUGAGCUGAGCCAAGACUUGAGUCGCGAGGAUGCGGUGGUAAAGGCGAACAACGUGCUGUGUGGCAGGGGACUGGAUCUCACCCCCGGCAUGGCGGCCGAUGGGAGCUUCUUGCUGCGGACGCGCAUUGUGGAUGGCAUCAUCACCACCACGUGUGUGGAGGCCAUGGACAAGCAGGAUGGGCCAGCCGGCAUCCCAUAUCUCACAGCCCCAGCGGUCCGCAAGGCUCCUGUUGCCUGCUCCUCCCAGGGCGAGGUGGCCCGGGUGUCUGUGCCAUGCCUCAGCCUCCGCCAGAAGGCCCUGGUGCCGGCCAACAAGUCGGCCAUCUACAUUGACAACUCUGUGUCCAAGGUACAUGUCAAGGCCCUCACAGAACACCUGCAGUGCCAGCGCUCCCGGGCAAAAUUUUCCUCUGAGUUGAGCACGGCUGACAGCGCCGAGCUCAAGUCCAUCUGGUACCAGAGCUUCUGUGGACCCAACAAGGACAGCCUGAGUGCGCUCACCGUCAUGAUGGAGAUGAACGACUGCAACCUGGGCCGGGACUUGAGGCAGGGCUUCCACUCCAAGACAUCCAAGCUGUUUGCCAGCUCAGAGAAGUCCAGCUCGGUGAUCUUAAAGAACAUCUGUGCCGAGGCGGUGAGUGACAGCGCUGCGCAGCACCGCAGCUCUCCCAAGGCACUCAAGGGCUCUGACGACGACGAUGUCAAGUGCAUCUGGUUCUGGGGCUUCGACAGUAGUGCUGAGGGAAAGGAGAAGGUGGUGGCAGUGGCGGCGGCAGGCCCAUCAGAGAGUGAUAUGCCGGAGACUGACCCGCCGGCAGAAAAUGGCGAGGACUGUCACCCCAUUGGGAGAAUAACGCGCAGCAGAACCAGAGCCUCGUGUGAUGCCUCCAGCCAGCAGCAGCAGCAGGAGGAGGAGGCAUUCAGGUGUCACUGCAGUGGCAGCAACCCAGAGCUGUGUCGCAUAGCCAGCCUGCGGCCAUCACAGGGACGCUGUGAUGAGGCCAUCCAGCGGGCGCGGGACAUCAUCAGGCGGAGACGCACAGUCAACUAUCGCAGGUAUGAGCCGGUGUUUGAGAAGAAGCUCACUAGUCUGACCUAUGAGAGAACCAGAGCAAAACGCAAGUCGAAAUUUGAGUUACUGGCGCCAGUGACGACAACACACCACAAGGAGGAGGAGGAGGAGGACCAUCACCACCAUCACCACCACCACCAUUCGCCUGAAGGGGACAAGGAGGAGGAGCACAAAGCGAGUGAUGGGGAGGAGUGUAGAGACAAGGAUGAGAAGGGGGAGAGGAAGUUUGUCCCUGGCUGGUAUGGCAAAGGGCUGAGGAAAGGUAUGAAGAAGAAGUCGAGAGUGUGAGGGUUCGAGUCUUUAGCCAGCUUGUCAAUAUUCUCAUUAAUUGUUGUUGAGUUAGGUGUAGAGAGUGUUAGAGGGGUUGAUGUCUCACUUGAACCUUGCAUGAAGACUUUGUGAGAUGAUAAAUGUCUGAGAGAUUAGGCUUGCAAGAGAGAGAGAGAGAGAGAGAGAGAGAGAGAGAGAGAGAGAGAGAGAGAGAGAGAGAGAGAGAGAGAGAGAGAGAGAGAGAGAGAGAGAGAGAGAGAGAGAGAGAGAGAGAGAGAGAGAGAGAGAGAAUGAUAGUGUGUGUGAGAGAAAGCAAAAGAGAGAAAGAUAAUGUGCAUAUGAGAGAGAAAAUGAGAGAAAUAGUGAAUAUGUGCACAUGUGAAGAGAGAGAGAAACUAUGUGUGUGUAUGAGAGAGAGAAAGACAGAGAUUAUGUGCGAGAGAGAGAGAAACAGUGUAUGUAUAUAUAUGUGAGAGAGAUAGACAGAUAGAAAGCUAAUGUGUGUGUGUUCUUGCAUGUGUAAGUAUGCGUGUGUGUGAAUGUGUGAGUGACCUAUCAUCUCAGGAGUGGGUCAGUAGCAGUACCUGAGAAAAGGCUCAGUUUGUUGAAAGCCUCAUAAGGAAGUUGGUGAUAUAGAUAAUUAAAGUUAAGGUUGUACUUAGCCCUGUAUUGUGGUGCGGAGGGGGGAGUGAGGGGGGAGGUUCUCUUUUUUUGACUUGUUUGUGGCCUGUGUGUGUAUGUGUGUGUGUGUGUGUGUGUGUGUGUGUGUGUGUGUGUGUGUGUGUGUGUGUGUGUGUGUGUGUGUGUGUGUAGAAAAGAUGGUAAUAGAGAUGAAAUAAUAAGAAAAGAGAAGGAAGAUGAGAAGGAUGAAGGAAGGAAGGAUGGAAGAUAGGAGGACAUAAAUGUGUGUGUGUGUGUGUGUGUGUGUGUGUGUGUGUGAAGAGAAGCAGUAGAGAUAUAACACUGAUGGAAUAAGAAAGAAAAGAGAGAGAGAAGAAGGAAAGAAAAUGGAAAAAAGGAAGGCAUGUUUGAGUGUAUGCAUGUGUGUGUGUCUGUGUGUCUGUGUGUCUGCAUGCAUAAGUACUGUGGCUAAACUGUGCAUCUUUCAACUCAGCCUCUCCUCUAUGCAUCUUCAGUUUAUGGUGACACAAAACAACCUGCACUGAAUGAUGUGUAUCUGUGUGUCUCCAUUGUAGCCUUCAGUCCGAGAACACAAGCCAGUCACUCAUUGCUUCCCUCACUCUUGUCAUGCCAUCUCAUUGACUCAGCCUUGGAGGACUUGAUUACUGCUGUCUCUGUAUUGUUCAGCUCAUUUACUUAUUUAUGGAAAAACUCAAUUAUUUCUGUCACUGUUGUAUCAUGUUACUCAUUCACUCAUUUUGUUACUCAUCCUUGAAAAAAAAAAGAAUUGAUAACUUCUGUCUGUGUAUUAUUCAGCUCAUUCAUUCAUUCAUUCAUUCUUGGAAAAACUCAAUUAUUUCCAUCACAAUUGUAUUAUUUCAUUCACUUACUCAUUCAUUUAUUGACUCAUCCUUGAAAAAAACUGUCCUUUAUGUCAGUCACUGUACCAUUUCACACUCGCUGACUCACUCUUCAUAAAUCUAUUACUUCCAUCACUAUUGUAUUCUUUCACUCACUCAUACCUCAUUUUUUGACUCGUCUCAGUAAACAGUAUCUCAUGAGCCACCUCACAGGAUAUUAUCAACAGUAUUUGGUCUGUGUGUUUUAUUUUUAUUAGUUUAGUACAAGUGCAUGAGAAAACACAGCACAGGAGUGGCCGAUACUGUGAAAGUCAAGGCACUGUUCUGUAGCAUCACUUAUGCAUUCACUUAGUCCUUUAUUUAAUCCCUGGUCUUAUUCACUGUAAUGUAACUCUCUUUAAAAACAUCCAAUACCUUUUAUUUUAUCAGCGAUCUUAUUUUUUUCCAGUCUAGCAUUCUUUCAAGUCAUCAAAUCUUUAUUUUACUACUGAUCUUAUUCCAUGUAACAUAACUAUAAAACAUCCAAUUUCUUUUAUUUUAUCUUAUUUCUUUCAGUCUAGCACCCAUGAAAACACCCAAUUCCUUUAUAUUUUAUCACUGAUCCUCUUCCCUAUGAUCGAAUAGCUUUUGAAUUCAGCCAAUCCCUUUUGUAGCAUCACCAGAACUUAUUUCUAUAACUCAUUCCCUGCUAUUUGGUACAUUUGCCCCUAAUCACUAGCCACUCUGAGACGCAUCUUAUUCUACAGCAACCAGAAUGUUAACCUGGCUGGAAAUUGCAAGAUCUAUUUCAUCCCUUACUUCAGAGUGUUUAUGAAGAUUUCAUGCUUUGCUUUUAGUGUGAAUUGCAUAUUGCAGUGAAAGUAUUAAGCUCCUAAGUUUAAGACUCCAUCCUUUUUUCAAGCUUGACCUAUUAAGUUACACUCCAUUCUUUUCUUCAGUCUUUUUCCCUAAACAUUUAGACUUCAGCCUUUACUCAAGCUCCUUCAGACCACAGGGAAACACUUCACUUCAGAUCUCUGGGCAGUGUUAAGUCAGUGGCGUGGCGUGUGACCCGAGGAAGGGAGUCGAGGGAGGCGCUGCUUCUCAGAGUGCUGUAUUUUGUACCAGUAAUCUUGUAGUGGUACUGUAAGGCUUUCUGAUGUAGGGUUAGUGUAGUAUACAGCUGCCACCACCGCUGCCGCCUUGCUGGUGUUGUGUGGUGCUUGACUUGUGUUCCUCAGUGCUCAGUUCUCUUGUUACGUCAGUUUCUUGAGACCACAAAGAUGGUUAGCUGGGUUCUCAUUGAUGUUUUUUCUUAUUGACGGUGUAGGGUUACUUGAUUUAUGUAUGUAUCUCCUGAGUCGUGAAAAUGCUCUCAAAAACUCUAAUAACUUCCAAUAUAGCCUGUUUCUUAAGGCCACAGUGAUGGUUGACUGGGUUCUCAUUGGUAUUUCUUCUUAAUGACAGUGUAGAGUUAUCUGAUAUAUGUAAUUCCUAAGUCAUGAAAAUGCUCUUGAAAACUUUGAUAACUUCCACUCUAGCCUAGAAUCAUGAAAAAUCCAAAUCAUAUCCACUGUAAUACUUCUAAAUAAUCCCUAGAGUCAUGAAAACAUUAAUAAUUUGCAGCAGAGCCUAUUAUAUUCUCCCUAGAAACAUGAAAACCCUAAUAACUUCCACUAUAUGCUGUUAGACUUUCCCUAGAACCAUGAAAACCCUAUUAACUUUUACUACAAACUGUUAAACUACCAUAGACUCACAAAAAACACCCUUGAGAACUCCCUUCAACCACCAAACACUUGCACUAGAGCCGUCAAAAGCAGGCAAGACAAGAUAGGACACGGGCACUCAAGAACACACUAUGAUAUACUAUCUGUAUUUAUCCCAGAGUCUAUGAGAAUGUAAGACUGUUGAUUUAUGAAGUGCAUCAGCUGGCACAACUAAUUCCUCCUCCUCCUCCUCCUCCUUUCCCUUCUCUUAGUGUCUUAGGUGUUAAGGUCGUAGCUUACUGGAUUCCUCAAUUUGAUGAUCACUGCCUACUUAUUGUUAGGUGUUUGCUGCUUCGCCUCCAGUCAGCGAGCGAUGGCACUCAGGAACCCUUACCUCGUAUGUGUGUGUGUGUGUGUGUGUGUGUCUGGGACCGCCUGCCACUCAAGAAGGAUGUGUGGUGGUGUGUGGGAUGGUCAGGCUGUGUAGGGCUUGUGAGAUGGUGAGGGAUGGUGUGGGAUGGUGGUGUCAGGCUGUGUAGGGUUUGUGGGAUGGUGUGAGGUGGUGUGUUAAGGGUGUCAAGGGGUUGUAGGGUGAAAAAUAAGGUCAGAUUUGAAAGAUGGUGUACUGAAGGAGUGUUGAAAUAAUUUUAGGAUUAUAGAGUGAAGAACAAGUUCAGAUUUUUAAGGUUAUGUGUUCGGGAUGUGUGUGUCAGGAUGUGUUCAGGAUUACCUAAGUCAGAGUCAAAACAUGAUGUGUUGAGGAGUUUGGGUGUGUCUAGAAUAGUGGGGAAUGGGAUAAGGUGAUGUGUUGGGUGUGUGUUAUAAAGACAGACUAGCUCAGUGUGUUGGAAAGUGCUUUGGUGUGUGUGUGUGGGUGUGUGUGGAGGCUGAAGGGUGUUUGCACGAUUCUGAAGCUUAGGAUAAAUAUGAGAGUAUGAGAGAGACAGAGAGACAGACAGAGAGCUGGUGAAGCAGUAUUUGUAAUGUUUGUGGUGUUGAGUUAGCGAGAGUAAAGAGGACAAGUUGAAAUGUCUAUUUGAGGUGUAAAGUAUUAGUUUCUGUUUGUGUUUUCUUGUAAAACUGUGUUUAAGAAAUCCUUUUUCUGACCACCUCUCUUCUGCCUCACACACUCAAGUUAAGAAAAACACACACAAGUUGAAAUGUUAGAAAUGUAAAGUAUUAAUAUAAUUUUGUGUUUCAUCAUAAAAUUGCAUUAUAUUCGAGAUCAUAUUUCUAACCAUCUUUCCUAUGCCUCACACACCCAUAUCCCACAAAUUUACACACACAUGUAUACACACCCUCACACACACACACACACACACACACACACACACACACACACACACACACACACACACACACACACUAUCACUUGGUCACUCUACAGAACAUGAGACAUCCCAAAUCCUCUUGCAUCCUGAAGUUUGAGUCAUAAGUUCUGAAGUAUAAAGGUUUUUGUUAAUGCCCUUCUUUAGCUGAUAAGAAAGUGAUGCUAUGCUGGAAAAUAAUUUGUGUUUAUGGUGUUUUUUUGUGUGUUUUUGUGUGUGUUUUGGUUUUGUGUUACUGGUUUGUUGAUAUACGUAAUUCAGGUUUAUGUAUACUGUAUAUGCGUCUGUCUAUCUCUCUGUUUGUCUCUUUUUCUUAGAUUUAUCAGUUUUAAACAGUAUGUAAUUUUGUUUUAUAUAUUUACUGUUUGUCUAUCUUCCUGAACGACCACCACCACCACCACCACUACCACUACUACUACUACUACUACUACUACUACUACUAAUACUACUACUACUACUACUACUACUAUCCACUUCCUGACUACCACUCAAGCCAAACCCCACAGAAGAAAAUUUGAAAACAUACCUUAUCAAAACAAUGCCAAAAACACCCAUUGUAACACUGCAACACUGUACUAAACAUUCCCUGCACCACCACAACACUGGACCUUCCUCUACCGUGAAAGGUGCAGUGACUGGUGUAGCAUUGCAGCACCCACCUCCCCGUCACUGUUGGGAGGGAGAGAACGUAAAACUGUCACUAUUUUUCUUUCAAUACUUGGAAAUUUUUUGGGGUUGUGUCUGAAAAUGAUCUUGGUUUAUUUUUUGUUUUUAAUUUUUCUUUGGUGGUUUGAAAAUUACUCUUUUUGGAAGUAUACAUCUAUUUUUUUUUUUUUGCAUGUGUCUGAAAAUUAUGAGUUUUAUUUGAAUUUACGUAUUUUUGGGGGUAUGGUCUGAAAAUUGUUUUUAUUUGGGUAUAAUUAUUUUGAUUUUGGAUAUGAGUAGUUGGGAAUUUCUUUAUAUCCAAGAAUACACGUUUUCUUUUGGGUAACAGUCUGAAAAUAUUGGUUUUUAUUUGAGUACACAUAUAUUUUAGGUGUGGGUGUAGUUUUUCUUAAGGAAGUGUAUGUAUUAGUGUAAGUGACUGGUGAGUGUAUGGGUGUAGCACAGUCCACGUUGAUGUAUGGAGUGUAGGAUGAACAAUGGUGUAUAAUUUUUGCAUCUAUCUCAUUCAUUUCUGUCUGGUCUUGAAGAAAAUCCGUCAUUUGCAGGAUUUCUCACAUCACUCACUUGUCUCUAAGUUGAUGUAGGUUACUGUCCAGUCAGAAACAGAACAGUAACAUCUGAGGUCACUGGACUUCUGUAUAUACCCCCAAGUAUUAUUUAUGUCUUAUUUAUACCUAUAUUUAUGAGUUAGUACAGACAAGCCAGUUAGUGUUGCCUCACACGGCCGGGGCAGGGUGUGUGGCGGGGCAGCACGGCGCCCCACACAAGGCAGAGCGCGGUGCUGCAUCACACUUCAUGCAUAAUGUAGGAAAUUUUCUAUUUUUGUAUAUUUGCUUCCUGGUCUGACUAAAUUGCUCAUGUACAUAAUACUUUCUGCUAAUAAUAAGGUUCUACGUGAUGUA
Molecule: messenger RNA, 10073 nt
Organism: Scylla paramamosain (green mud crab)
Lineage: Eukaryota; Metazoa; Arthropoda; Malacostraca; Decapoda; Portunidae
Gene: Sirt7
Exons: 9
Coding region: 109-4029 (1306 amino acids)
Cellular component (GO): nucleus; chromatin
Molecular function (GO): histone H3K18 deacetylase activity, NAD-dependent; NAD+ binding
Source: RefSeq, a predicted model, not a curated record